Molecule: messenger RNA, 1961 nt
Organism: Aricia agestis (brown argus)
Lineage: Eukaryota; Metazoa; Arthropoda; Insecta; Lepidoptera; Lycaenidae
Product: ras-GEF domain-containing family member 1B-like
Exons: 14
Coding region: 130-1860 (576 amino acids)
Biological process (GO): Ras protein signal transduction; positive regulation of GTPase activity
Cellular component (GO): plasma membrane
Molecular function (GO): guanyl-nucleotide exchange factor activity
Source: RefSeq, a predicted model, not a curated record
AGUGAGCUUGUAGUGCGUAUUUUAUGAAAAUUUUAUUGUAUUUUGAAUUUAAGUGAGUUUGUCAAAUGGGCUUUCUUACCUAAAGCUAUAGGCUUCAUUGGAAGCAUAGCCUAAAGUGACAAUCAUUGGAUGGCUAUGUAUUACUACGCAAGCAAAUUGAAUGAGGCUUCUUGUAGCGGGUGUCAUAUGAAGGUGCCACCUGCACCGGCUGAGCCUCCUCCGCCUCCGCCCGUGGAACCUGCACCAUUGCCACCCGAUCUUGACCUGAUACCUGAAAAUGGCCUAUCAUACUAUGAUAGUGAUGAUUAUUACUCCAUGGUGAGAGGAAACAAGUUUUUGACGGAGAGCGCCUGCAAACACAUUGUGAUGAAUGGGGGAAUCAAUUUUGUCACUUCUCAGAAAGUUGAGACAUCACAGCUCACAGCUAUUUUGGCACCGGGUGUAAAGACUAUGACGGGCAGUAUACCGUAUGUCGAAGAGGUAGAGUACAAAGAUGGUCAGAUUGUGAGUGCAUCAUUUGAAACACUUGUCGAUAUGUUGAGACCCGGUACUGGCAAAUCAUACACCUUCACGUUCCUACUAUGCUCAAGACUAUUCGUAAAACCACAUGAGCUACUAUCAAAACUUUGCAAGAGAUACACCAAGAACUAUGAUAAAAUAGAGAUGAUAGAAAAGGAAAUAGCGGACAUGGUAUCACUGGUUCGUGUACUUAAUCUGUGGACCUCGAUGUUUCCAUAUGAUUUCCGCGACGACCGUGUGAUGGCCAUAGUGAGGAACAUAACGCAGAGAUGUGCGGCGGAACACAUGUCAUCCGUGCGCGUGGAAAUGUCAACGAUGCUUGAGAAAUUGCUGGACAAACUCACAGCGUUGGAGCAAUACGAAGAGACGUUGGUUGAUAUCCCUCACGCCACCAACGUCGAUCAACUUCCCAUGGGUGACAUCCUAACACUUGGCCUCACACCGGUGGAGCUAGCCAAUCAGCUCACCAUAAUGGAACUACAUCGGCUGUCGUUUGUUGGUCCCGAGGAGUUUGUGCAAGCAUUCGCACCAGUACAGUCUACACAGUCAACGUCUGGCAAAAUUAAUAUGCACCACCCCGAAGCUAAGAGCACAAGGAAUUUAGAGGCCUACGCUGACUGGUUCAACCGUCUCAGCUAUCUAGUCGCAACGGAUAUAGUCAAGGGUGUGAAGAGCAAAUAUCGUGCGCGCGUGUUGGAGCAGUGGGUGAUGACGGCGCGCGAGUGCUUCAACCUCGGCAACUUCAACUCGCUCAUGGCCAUCAUCAGCGCACUCAACAUGGCGCCGGUCGUCCGCCUCAAGAAGACGUGGAGUCGAACGUCUGCGGUGUGCGGCCAACAGCUGCGACAGCUGGAACUGUGCGUCGAGCCCAGCGGUAAUCAUGCAAGGUACAGAGCGGCCCUGGCGGCAGCGCCUACAGAGACCGCGGUGCCCCUUUUAUCAGUCACGUGCAGAGAUCUACACUUCGCGAACCAAGCAUCUCCCACUAAACUGGCCGGCAACCGGGUGAACUUUGAGAAGCUGUCUCUACUGGCGCGGCACGUGAACGCGCACCUCGCCGCGCGCCGGCUGUGCGACGCCACGCCCCCCGCGCCCGCGCCGCCCCGCCCCCGGCCCCCCGCAUCGCACUACCUCGCCCGCGCUACUCUCACAGAGCAAGCGCUUGAAAUAACUUCAUUCGAACGCGAGCCACCGGUGGACCAUUUGGAGAAAGAACGAUUGAAGCGCUUAAGGGAGCCGCAUAAAGGAUCGAAGCGACAACAAUCGAACCGCAUACAGAUUAAACGAGACGUCCGUGGCAAAGAAAGGGCAAUGUUUUUUUUAAACAAUAUGAAAUCAUAAUAAAUAGAAUUAUAAUGGUGACAUAAUGAUACCUAGCUGUAGUUUAUACAUUUCGCUCAAUAUCAUAACUACUGAUCGCAUAAAUUUUAUACAUUUUUUAU